This is a messenger RNA of Gopherus evgoodei (Goodes thornscrub tortoise), 1792 nucleotides long. RefSeq names its product family with sequence similarity 180 member A (gene FAM180A). Lineage: Eukaryota; Metazoa; Chordata; Testudines; Testudinidae. The transcript is spliced from 3 exons. The coding region runs from base 87 to 611 and encodes 174 amino acids. The record is from RefSeq and is a predicted model, not a curated record.
UGGGGAGAUAGUCAUCUCUUCCAGAAAAGGAAGCAAGGAAACAAAUAGCUAAUAUACAGAUAUAGAGAGAGAUUUUAAAGUAAAGGAUGCACUGGAAGACUUUGCUACUGCUGCUUUUCUAUUAUAGUACUCAUGCCACUGUGAGCCCGAGGUGGAACAGAGCCGUGCUUUUCCCAGAUGCUCAGCGGUUUAAGAGAUGGUCGUCAUCUGCCCCCGUGAGCCCGGUGCUGCAGAACUCGCUGGAUGAUGUGAACAUGCUUUUUGAGUUUCUUUUAGCUGAGAUUGAAAUUGACAAAAAUCUGAGGCUCUCCAUAAAAGACGAGGAGCUGGCUUCGCUGAGGAAAGCCAAAGAAUUUGACACUGUCUGCAAUGACAUUAUCCCCAAGAGCAUCACAGAGAUUCGUCGGCUGAGUGCCAGGCUGUCUGACUACCCGAGGGUCCUAAAGAAAGAAGAUUUUGAAAGGACAGUUUUGACCAUGGUCUACACAGCCUACAGGGCAGCUCGAUCUCGGAAGCACCAGAAAGACUCUUGGGCUGAAUCCUUCAUCAGUCUCUACAAGGCCCUGAAGCAUGACUUGAUGUUCUCAUGCAGCGAAAAGCCAUUGCACUGAAGAAAUUUAUACACCAAGAAUGCAACAAGCUCUGAUGAGAAGGGGACACAUAGCACGUCCACCACUUUAUUCCGUAAACAAUUUAAGUCUAUGCAUAGUUAAAGAUUCUUUAUUCUCUAGCUCCCCCUAGUGGGUUCCUGUUAUAGAAACAUGUUAAACAGGAAAAACAUCUUGUGGCUUCAGUCCCUGGCGUCCAUUCUCAUGUGGGCAAAGAAGAAUGUUUUAUUACUGAGGUAGAAGGGAAUAUGUAUAUUAUAUAUACAUAUUUAAAGUUAUUCCCAAAGGAUGAAGGAAGGGCACGUUCAUCUGGCAAGUUUGAGGGGAAGUUUUAGAAACCCAUUUCCUGUUUUGGAAAGUAGUAGAUAUUUUGAAAUUGCAUUAAACAAGUCAAUCCCUGGUGUAAUAUCAACGAAGUUAAUGGCUUUAUGUCUGGGAUGAUUUGGGCGUGAUCUGUCUUGGGGGUGAAGGGGAGUAUGCUACUCCGGUAAUUAGUUUGCAAAGCAAGCUCAGAAGGAGAAUGCGCUGGGGAAUGCUACCUUCCUGGCUAGAAAUGGGAUGUAAAAAGAGAGAGAGAGAGAGAAAGGCUCACUAUAAAAUGAAGAAGAGUCGUGGCAAUUAGAGCUUGGAGGCUCUGGCAAGAGUAAAAUCAUCAAUAUUCUUGUAAAUCAAACUGGCUGACUUGCUUCCCAGGUAUUGGCAAACUAUUUUAAUCUCUUGUUCACAUACAUUGGGUUGAGCCAGGUUUUAUUCACAAGAAUGUUUGUUUGUGGAAGGACACAUAGUUAUCUGUGUGUGCAUUCUCCCCAGAAGAGCUCUCACAGCCAGUCUAUAAAGGUCCUUCCGUUAUUUGCACAUGUCUCUGAGCCUGCAACUAUCUGUCCAUGUGGAGUCAACUGCAGGAUCACAGCCUAAAUUAAUGUAACAAUUACACAUUUUUCAGCUUGUCCCUAUAACUCAAAGUCACUGAAUUAGUCUCCCGGUUCAGAACAUCUCUGAACUUUGUGAUGGGUGUAAAAAAUCAAGAUUUUUAUGGAUAAUUCAUGGGAUAGAGGAAAGGUAUUCAUCAGAGAAAUUAUUUGCAAUGAACAGUUCAACCUGUUCUAGUGACAAUCAGGGCCGGUGCAAGGAAGUUUCGCUCCCUAGGCGAAACUUCCAACUUGCACCCCCCCACAGCUAGCCCC